AAUGGGAAAACUUGGGGAGAGAAGAGGGAAAUGUGGGGUAUUUGUCCUGAUGCCACUUAACUUUCCUUGUUCUCAGCCCCACUCCAAUCCCGGGGCAUCUUAGCCGAAAGAAGAUGCAGGGGUUUCGGCCAAACCAUCCAGGAUCUAGGAAACAUGAAAAUUCCCCAAAUCCCGGUAUGGCCCAGGACUCAUUACUGGGCCUCCGGGUGCGGUAGUUCACAACCCCAAAUCUUCCCUUCCGCCCGUGCCCUCCCGGCGCCCCGAGUGAGGGCUCCGAGAACCUUUAAUCCUCUGAUGUGACUGAAGGACCACGCCUGCCCGCUCCGCUACCCCAGUCCGCGCCCAGGUUCAAAGCCAGACUCGUGGGGUCAUUUGGGAAUUUCUUUCCUUCGCUUUCGGGGUGAAUCAUUACCAGUUGAAGACCUUGGGGCGGGGCUGGAGGACCGGGCUGCAUCGCGGGGACCAGAACGAGGGCAGGUGCCUGUCCCGGGAGUGUGCCCGGAGGCGCGUGUAGCCAGGUGGGGAGAGGCAGGGCCCUGGUCCCGAAGCGGCGAAACUUCUCUCCCCUGCUUGGCAGCGGGCGCGGGCCCGGAGCGGGGACGCAGGUCCGAGCUGUGCGGGCGAGUGAGUAACGUGCUGCGCUUUCCUCCCUAGAACCCGAGCCCUGCCGCGGAGCUCCGGGCGGCCCGGGCCCCAGGCGCGCGCGCCGCCGCCAGCCGGCAGCAUGAACACCAUCGUCUUCAACAAGCUCGGCGGCGCCGUGCUCUUUGAGGACCGAGGCGCUCCGGAGCGGGAGCGGGGCGGCCGGCCCUACGGCGGCGUCCUGGACGGUCCCCACGCCCGCCCCGAAGUGGGCAUUCCCGACGGGCCGCCCCUCAAGGACAACCUCGGCCUGAGACACCGGAGGACCGGGGCCCGGCAGAACGGCGGGAAGGUGCGGCACAAGCGGCAGGCCCUGCAGGACAUGGCGCGGCCCCUCAAGCAGUGGCUUUACAAGCACCGCGACAACCCGUACCCCACCAAGACCGAGAAGAUCCUCCUGGCCCUCGGCUCGCAGAUGACGCUGGUGCAGGUGUCAAAUUGGUUUGCUAAUGCAAGACGUCGGCUUAAGAAUACUGUUCGACAGCCAGAUUUAAGCUGGGCUUUAAGAAUAAAGUUAUACAACAAGUAUGUUCAAGGAAAUGCUGAGCGGCUCAGCGUAAGCAGUGAUGAUUCGUGUUCCGAAGAUGGAGAAAACCCUCCAAGAAACCACAUGAAUGAAGGAAGCUAUAAUACUCCAGUUCACCAUCCUGUGAUUAAAAGUGAGAGCUCCGUCAUAAAAGCUGGAGUGAGGCCAGAGUCACAGGCCAGCGAGGACUACGUGUCACCCCCCAAGUACAAGAGCAGCUUGUUGAACCGUUACCUUAACGACUCUUUGCGACAUGUUAUGGCCACAAACACUGCCAUGAUGGGGAAAACCAGGCAAAGAAACCAUUCGGGAUCUUUUAGCUCCAAUGAGUUUGAGGAAGAACUGGUGUCUCCGUCGUCGUCAGAAACCGAAGGCAACUUCGUCUACCGCACAGACACGCUGGACAAUGGAUCCAAUAAAGGUGACAGUGCAGCUAACAGAAAGGGGCCCAGCAAGGAUGACACGUACUGGAAGGAGAUUAAUGCAGCCAUGGCCUUAACAAAUCUUGCACAGGGAAAAGACAAACUGCAGGGAACUACCAGCUGCAUCAUCCAGAAGUCGUCCCACAUAGCAGAAGUCAAGACUGUCAAGGUGCCGCUGGUGCAGCAGUUUUAAAAGCUAGCUCGUUGCUUUUCAGAUCCAACCACAGAUGUUCUUUUCAGUGUUUUUCAUAAAUCCUCAUCCUAAGAGCCGAAGCAGUGGUGAGAAUGACUCCCUUUCAAACCUCUUCUUAUUUUUAAUUAUCCUAAAUAGAUCAUUUAGUUGCUUCUAUAAAAGACGUAUAAAUUAUAAAAAAAACUCAUUUUAAUCAAAAAUAUUAAGUUAUUUUAUGUUAUUCAAACUAUGCAUAAAACGUCUGCAUUACCAUACAGUAAGUGCCUUGCUUCCCGAAAAUAAGCUCCAACGUGGGCAUAGUCGGACAGCUAUGCCUCAAAAUGCCAAUGCCAUAUGCUUAUUAGUCUGCCUGCAUCAUUCCAGACGGACCUAACCAUUCCAGGACUGAAACCAGAAUCGCUGAAAGCCCUUGAAUUAUAUUCAGUAAUUCACAUAUUAAAACUUGGAAAUCUGUUCAGCUCAAGAGAAAUGUUCCUUUAAAAACAAAAAAACGAACUUCUACAGUAUUGAAAAUUGUUCAGUGUGCUUUUCAGAGUGACAGUGAGAAUUUUAUGUAUGUAUCUUGCCUGCAUAUCUGCUAUGUUCCAAACUUCCAAAACGUAAGGUACAGUGAUCCACAUAAUGUGUACAUUUACGAAGUGAUUCCUUCAAACUAAUUUAAGAUUGCAAUGUGUUCAGGAAAACUUUUUUCAAACACUGCUGGAAAGCACCACAGUACCCUUUAGAAUUCAUUUGGGUUUUUUUUUUCAAGUUUUGCUGAAGUUUUUAAAAACUUUAUUAUAUAAAUAACUCAAAAUUUUCCUGUGUAGAACUAAACUUAUACUUUAGUCUUAAAACAUAAUACUGUUUGCAUUAGAGCUCAGUGUUUUUUUGUGAUGGAAACUGUUUUCAUAUGGAAUGACUGAAAACCUUUUAUUUGGUUCAUUUCAAGUUGCAAUUGCUGAUGGACAAUUUGUGUUGCAACGAGAACAAGACAAUGAGAGAAAUGUAUCUCUGUGUGAAUAUACAUAUACACGCAUAAAGUUGAUUUUUAGAUUUAAAACACACGGAAAACAAAACAUUGAACAGUAAGUCUGGAUUUUGCCAAACAGGACAUUAAAGUAAAAAUUAAGCAAAAUCAAGCAUUAAAAGAAAACAUUUUGUUUCUAAAUUAGACUACUAUUGAGUGAGAAUAAUCAAUAUCAAGAAAGGAGAAUAUCUUUUUCAAUCAAAAACAAUAUUCUAAUCAGCUUGGGAAGACUUGAAACUUGAAUAAACAGUGGAAAUGCCAAAUAUAACAGAGUGUAUGUGCUACAGAGAAGUAAAAAGAUUUGACUUUUAUGGUGGGAUUUUUUUUCUGGGUAUGUAAUCUAUUUUUUUGUUUUGUUUUGUUUAAACUGGAAAGCAUUUUUGUGAGUGAAUGAGGGCCAAUAGUGCAGCCAUGUGGUGACAUUUUUCUUUAUUUUGCAAAAUGCUUUUAAAACCAAAGGCUGCUCUAAGUGAUAGACAGUAUCAGUCUUGAUAUAAAUUGUACGACACUUUUUCAUGUAACAUAGCAUUUGGGGAUUGGGUUUAUUUAGUGUAAUGAAGAUAAUUUGGUAUAGAAAUAUUUUGUGUGUGUGUAUAUAUAUGUAUAUUUUUACUUUGUUUUCUAAAUUGCUGUUUGCAGUAACAGUAAGUGCAAAGCAAGAUAUAUAAGUUAUGACUGUAUGAUCAGAUGAAGUAUAAGUUCUUUUGGUUUAUAUCCUUAAGGAGUUAGAGAUCCCAAAUCUUUGGAAUCUUUACAAAACAAUUUUGCCAAAAUGUGAGCAUGUCAAUGAAAACUAAAGACAAGUACUUCACUGUUUUUCAUACUAUUAUAAGUUAUUCUGGUAUUAAAUGUUUUAAUAAAAAUGUUUUUGUUUUGACAUAUUUCAGUUAGAUGAAUGAAUGCUGGUUGUAUUUUAUUUGAAUUAGUCAUGACUCAUUUUUGCCAUCUUUUUUUUAAAUCAGCAAAUUUCUUCUGUAUUGUAAACUAUAGGUGACAAGCCAAAAUAGGACAGCUAUUCACAUAUUUUUUUUUAAAUAUCAAAGCUUGAAAGAUUUUAUAAUUAACACAUCAAGAAUAUUUUAUAAUAAGCACAUCCUUGGCAAUAUCUCCAGUGGCGAUUAAUUUAUUUUUUCUUUUGCUGCUUUAACAUUUUCUGGAUAUUAAAGUCCCCCCUAAUCCUUGAAAAAAAUCUUGAACAAUGUUGAGCCAGCAGCUGAGACUCUAACUCAUAAUUUAUGCUGUAGAGAAAUAGAAUUACCUCUAUUCUUUGUUUUGCCAUAUGUAAUCAUUUUAAUAAAAUUAAUAACUGCCAGGAGUUCUUGACAGAUUUAAAAUAAAAGUUAAUUUCUAGACCUC
This is a messenger RNA of Microcebus murinus (gray mouse lemur), 4148 nucleotides long. RefSeq names its product mohawk homeobox (gene MKX). Lineage: Eukaryota; Metazoa; Chordata; Mammalia; Primates; Cheirogaleidae. Gene Ontology annotation, molecular function: RNA polymerase II cis-regulatory region sequence-specific DNA binding; DNA-binding transcription factor activity, RNA polymerase II-specific. The record is from RefSeq and is a predicted model, not a curated record. Gene Ontology annotation, biological process: cell development; regulation of transcription by RNA polymerase II; muscle organ development. Gene Ontology annotation, cellular component: nucleus.